This is a messenger RNA of Pelodiscus sinensis (Chinese soft-shelled turtle), 11333 nucleotides long. Lineage: Eukaryota; Metazoa; Chordata; Testudines; Trionychidae. The record is from RefSeq and is a predicted model, not a curated record.
GCCAGCCGGGCUCCCUCGGCCGGCGCCUUGCGGAGGAGGCGGCUUCGCGGGCGGCCCCGGUGAGAGAGCCGCGAGGGGAGUUUCCGGCUCCCGGUGAGGCGCCGGCAGGCAGCGAGGGGGCCGGCCCCGCCGCGGCGAGCGGUUAUUUCCUACCGGGAGGAGACCGAGGUCGCCAUGGGUGCCGUGUGAGGCGGGGGCUCGCCCAGCUCCGAGUGACCGGGCUGCGCGUCUCUUCCCCCCGGCGGGGCGUGCCGGGCCUGCCCUCCCCUCUAGCGGCAGGGGAGAGCGGGGCCUGCGCCCCUGGCGCAACCGCUUCCCGGCCUGGGCCUGCCUCGCUCCCCUCCCCCCAGCGCGGGGGGCCCGUCGCUUUGGCUCGCAGCUGAGCUGUCCCGGUCCGGGCAGCUAGGGGGGCUGCGGCUUGUCCCGCCCGGCACCUGCCUCAGGCUCCUCUCGCCUUCUCUCCCGGAGUGCGUGUCCUGGCCCCGCUGCUGUCGCUCCAUGUCGGCCCCGCUGCCCGGCGCCCCGCUGCAGGAUGGAUGCGGACGCUAAGCAGGAGCCCACCCCGCCGCUGGCUCAGCCGCCGUCGCCAAGCCCCGCUGUGAGGAGCCCUUGGGACCCUCCCCUGUUGCAGCAGCAGCCGGACGCGCUCCCCGCUCAGUGACACGCCGCAUCCUCCCAGCAGCGCUACCUCGGUCCCCGCAGCACCAUGUCGGGGAGCGCCGCAGAGACUCCUCGUUUCCUGGCUCCCCCGCCACCUCCGCCCAAGAACGGCUCUAGCUCGGACAGUUCCGUGGGGGAGAAGCUAGGGGCGGUCACUGACCAAGAUGGAUCGGGGGCCGGAGGAGCAGGCGGCGGGGUGGCAGGCGGGGGACGGAGCGAAGAAUACCGGCGCCGCCGCCACACCAUGGACAAGGACAGUCGUGGGGUUGCAGCCACUGAGCACCGCUUUUUCCGCCGUAGCGUGAUCUGUGACUCCAAUGCUACAGCACUAGAGCUGCCUAGCUUGCAGCCCGCAGCACCCCCGGCAGUUGCCACUCCCGAGAGUAUCACCUCGCUGCUAGGCUCCCCGCCUGACCCUUCUAGCGAGGCUCCCUGCAUCUCCGUCACUCAGGACCCCCUGCUACUGUUCCAGCAGCCGUCUCUGUCGCUUUCCCCUGAGGUGCAAUUAAUUCAGGAGCCUCCUGCAGUAGAGGACACCGCCACGUUACUGCCCAAAGGAGAGGCAGAGGAAACCACCCCGCUACCUCCUACCAGCACGGCAGGCAGUGCGGUCUCCGCCAGUCGGGAGCUUUUGGAGGGGAAGAACCAACAACAGGAGGAUAUCGAGGAGCUAGAGACAAAGGCUGUGGGCUUUUCCCUUGACGGCCGUUUCCUCAAAUUUGAUAUCGAGAUUGGAAGAGGCUCCUUCAAAACUGUAUACAAGGGACUGGACACCGAGACUACGGUGGAAGUGGCCUGGUGUGAACUACAGGAUCGGAAGCUAUCAAAGUCAGAACGGCAGAGGUUUAAAGAGGAAGCUGAAAUGCUAAAAGGGCUCCAGCAUCCUAAUAUUGUUCGGUUCUAUGAUUCCUGGGAGUCUACAGUGAAAGGAAAGAAAUUUAUCGUUCUUGUGACGGAACUCAUGACAUCUGGAACCUUAAAAACGUAUUUGAAAAGGUUUAAAGUGAUGAAAAUCAAAGUACUACGAAGUUGGUGCCGUCAGAUAUUGAAGGGCUUGCAGUUUCUACACACACGUACUCCUCCCAUUAUUCACCGGGACCUAAAAUGUGACAACAUUUUCAUCACUGGCCCCACUGGAUCAGUCAAGAUAGGAGACCUGGGUCUGGCAACCCUGAAACGAGCUUCCUUUGCCAAGAGUGUGAUAGGUACCCCAGAGUUCAUGGCACCCGAGAUGUAUGAGGAGAAAUACGAUGAAUCCGUUGAUGUAUAUGCUUUUGGCAUGUGUAUGCUUGAGAUGGCCACGUCUGAAUAUCCUUAUUCUGAGUGCCAAAAUGCUGCGCAGAUCUACCGUCGAGUGACCAGUGGAGUCAAGCCAGCCAGCUUUGAUAAAGUAGCAAUUCCUGAAGUGAAGGAGAUCAUAGAAGGGUGCAUCAGGCAAAACAAAGAUGAAAGAUAUGCUAUCAAGGACCUUUUGAACCACGCUUUCUUCCAGGAAGAGACUGGAGUACGGGUAGAACUAGCAGAGGAAGAUGAUGGAGAGAAGAUUGCCAUCAAGCUUUGGUUACGAAUUGAGGAUAUCAAAAAGCUUAAGGGCAAAUACAAGGACAAUGAGGCAAUAGAAUUUUCCUUUGACUUGGAGAGAGAUGUCCCAGAGGACGUAGCACAAGAAAUGGUGGAGUCAGGAUAUGUCUGUGAAGGGGAUCAUAAGACAAUGGCCAAGGCAAUCAAGGACAGAGUGUCUCUGAUCAAGCGAAAGAGAGAGCAGCGCCAGUUAGUGCGAGAAGAGCAAGAGAAGAGAAAGCAGGAAGAAAUCAGUCAGAAGCAGCAGUUGGAGCAGCAGCAACAAACAAAUGCUACUCAGGCAGGGACAAAGCAACUUCCAUCUGCCACUGGUAUCACUGCCAUCACCACCACUUCAGCAUCAGUUUCCACACAAGUAGAGCCUGAAGAACCAGAGGCUGAUCAGCACCAACAACUGCAAUAUCAACAGCCCAGCAUAUCUGUUGUGUCUGAUGGGGCAGCUGACAGUGGUCAGGGAUCAUCCGUUCAUACUGAAUCAUGUGUAAGUAGCCAACAGACUGUGUCCUAUGGUUCCCAGCACGAACAGAAUGUCUCAACAGCUACAAUUCAGGGAUAUACUGCUUCAGUUGGUCAAGUGCAGUCUCAACAGCAUGGAGGAUAUCAGCAGCCCACAGUGCCUCAGUCCCUGGUGCAUCCGUGUGGGGGAACACCAACAUUCCCAGAUUCCCAGAUAUUUUUCCCAACCAUUCAUGAACGGCCAGUGUCUUUCUCACCACCACCUGUCUGCCCACCAAAGGCUACCAUUUCUCAGCGGCGCAAGAGUACCUCCUUCUUGGAAGCCCAAACAUGCCAUUUCCAGCCCUUGCUAAAAACUGGCCAGAGUUUACUUCCACCUGGUGGUAACCCCACAAAUUGGACGUCAGAGGCAGUCGUUAUGCUGGGCACUACAGCUCAUACAGUCACUGGAGAGCCCCUACAUGUGCAAGUCAGUUCAGCACCUCCUGAGGAUGCUCACUCUAGAAUGCCUCAAGAAGCCGUGUACUUUGUGGGCAUGCACUACCAGCCACAAUUGCCAGAGCAUUACGAUACAGUAGUGUAUAAUUCCUAUGGGACUGAACAGUACUUGAAACAGCUGCCUGAACAGAAGCAUGUGCAAGGUGGCCCUCUUCAGAGCUCUGUUUAUGACUAUCAGUCUGGGCAGAACUUCCUGCCAAGACAUCUACAGAGCUUGAGACUGGAUUCUGGAAUGAGCCCUCUUUCACCAUUGUCCAGUGUUCCAGCUCCAUUAAGUGCAGAUUCCACUCAGGUGAAGUUUCACCAGGCAUUUGUUCCUCAUUCUGCACCUGCUGUGCUUACUCACAGUAGUGAUAGCAGAACAAGCUGUGUUUUUGAGUUCCAUGUACACACACCAAAUUUGGCUCCAGGAGAAGGGGGUAUCUUACCCCAACGUGUUUACAGAAGCUGUCGGGGGUCAUUGGAUUUUAAUCAGGAGGAGUCCAGUCAGGUAACAGGGUUGCAUGGUCGCCUCCAACCUGUGACAGAGGAACAGUGUCACUAUUUUGUUCCUGAGCUAACAGUGCCUAGUGUGGGAUCUAUCAAACAGAGCUGGCCAGAAAGGAGUCCAGAAUACUCAAGUGAUUCAUCGCAGCUGACUUCCUCUGACACUGGUGAUUUCCAGUCUCCUCCCCCAACAGUGGGGUCAUCUACAGCUUUUGGUUCAGACUUCUCGUUGCCCAUUGUCCAGGUCCCUCAGAAGGUAUUUCAAGAGUCGCAACUCUUCAUCUGUUUCCAACAGGGAGCCUCAGCUCAACAGGCCUUGUCCACCUCGCUUUCAUCAGGACCACCUGCAUUCUACCCUCAGGUUAUGGGAACACAGGUGCAAGGGCAGCCAACCUCAAGUAGUAUAUCAGUGGGGGUGCCAUCUCAGCCUACACAACAGAGUCAGCAGAGUGCACAGCAGCUGGCUUCUUCCCAACAGGCAGGACAGUACCAGUUGCAGCAGUCAUCCAUUGCCAGUGGAGCUACCCCAUCACAACCAGUUAGUCAAACACCACUGAUCAUGCCGAUGCCUCAGGUACCAGUGGGGACUCAGGGCUUUCCACCUCGGCUGCCGCCGCAAUACCCAGGAGACUCAAAUGUUGCUCCCUCCUCUGCUGUGACCUCUGUUUGCAUCCCUACUGCAGUACUGUCCCCUCCCUUACCCACAGAUGCAUUGGCACAGCCAGGUUAUCUUGCUGCAAUGGUGCAGCAGCCUUAUGUGGAACAGAACAUGUUAGUUCCUCUGAGCGGUGUAGGAGGACAGGUUCAAGUGCCACAGCCUUCAUUGAGUUUAGCACAGCAGGUCUCAUCUGCAUCUUCACAGCAGGGAGCUUUAGAGAGUACUCAGGGAGCCUCGCAGGCUGCUCCUUCAGAGUCUGUACCAUCAGCACAGCAACAGCCUGCACAGACUACCCCGUUGGUCUCCUCAUUAGACAGUGCACAUUCUGAUGUUGCUUCGGGCAUGAGUGAUGGCAAUGAAAAUGUGCCAGGAUCUAGUGGGAGACACGAAGGGAGGACCACUAAACGCCAUUAUCGGAAGUCUGUACGCAGCCGUUCUCGGCAUGAGAAGAUGGCUAGACCAAAACUGAGAAUUCUCAAUGUCUCGAACAAGGGUGAUCGUGUGGUUGAAUGCCAGCUAGAGACACACAAUCGGAAAAUGGUUACUUUCAAAUUUGACCUGGAUGGUGACAACCCAGAGGAAAUAGCAUCAAUUAUGGUGCAGAAUGAAUUUAUUCUAGCAAUUGAACGAGAUUCAUUUGUAGAGCAGGUACGAGAGAUCAUUGAGAAAGCAGAUGAAAUGCUCAGUGAGGAUGUCAGCGUGGAGCCAGAAGGUGAUCAGGGCUUGGAGAGUAUGCAGGCAAAAGACGACUGCUUCUUUCCAGGGCCCCAGAAAUUGGAGGGAGAGUUCAAACAGCCAGACCCUGUAUCUUUCAUGCCACAGAGAAUUGGUGGUGCUCCUAGCUCUUUAACCCAGGUUGUUCAUUCUGCUGGAAGACGGUUUAUUGUCAGUCCUGUCCCAGAGAGUCGGUUAAGAGAGCAGCAGUUUUUCACCUCUGCUAUUCCUGCGGGAAAGGAACUUUCAGAGAUUAUUGCUUCCUCUCCAUCACAUGGUCCUGGGAUGAACCUGUCUCAUUCUGCAUCAUCACUAAGCCUGCAGCAAGCUUUCUCUGAGAUCAGGCAUGCUCAAAUGACAGAAGGACCCAGUACAGCUCCUCCAGUGUUUAACCAAACAAUACCACCAUUUCCACCUGCACUUGCUAACAUGGCUGGGAGUCUACCAUCUACAUCGGUGGCUCCUCCCACAGCAUCCCCCCCCUCCACCACUGGUAUUUCUCUUCCAGUAGUUCAGUCUGUUGUUCCCUUGACUAUAGAACAGGUGCCAGCUGGAGCUGCCUCAAGCAAAGCCGUUUUAGGUUCCAGCUGUCCAACAGCUACAUCACAGUCUGGGCAACAAUUAAUUGGUGGUAUGACUUCCAGUCUGAGUACACCUGCUUCUUUUUCAUUACCUUCUACAUCACAGACUGCUCAACCACUGACAGAAGAGGCUGUCCCUAAUAUCAGUGCACCUGCAUUGUUAACAUUGCCACCAAUACCACAAACUCCUGUCAUGGCUGGCCCUAGUGUUGGUGUGCCAGGCACUGUAUCCCCACCUGUUACGUCUCCUCCUGUCCAACAGAUUGCAAGUAGUAUGGAAUCUGUGACAGCUCCACAAACAUCUAUAGCCUCAACUAUAGCUCAUAAUGUGACUUCACAAACUCCUCAGCUCAGCAGCAGUAGAUCCAUUCCCAGUCUGGCAGAAACUGUUGUAAGUGUGCUACACUCAAAGUAUGAGGAUGGACAGUCAGCAGAUAAAUCCCAUCAGUGCAGUGCAGCUGGCUUGUCACUUCCUAUUUCUGCGCCAUUGUCCUCUGAAGUGACAUCAAGUAUAUCUAGUUCAGUGCCUCAGCCUACUAUGGUGCAUCCUUUACUCAUCCCGUCAGCAGUUGCAUCAACACCAGUCCUACCCCAGGCAGCAGCGGCAAUCUCUACCCCCAUAUUAUCCCAGGUUCCUUUAUCUGGCAUCCUACCACUGACACAGCCAGUUGCUAACUUGCCUGUAGUACAACAGACUUUGAUACACUGUCAGCCUCAACCUGCUCCGCUACCCAAUCAACCUCAUACUCACUGUCUAGAGGCUGAUGUUGACACUCAACCCAAAGCUCCUGGCAUUGAUGACAUAAAGACCUUGGAAGAAAAGCUACGAUCUCUCUUCAGUGAACAUGGCAAUGUAGGUGCAACACAUCCACCAGUAUCUCUGGAGACAUCAUUGGUAAUGGAGACUACAGUCAUGCCUGGUGUACCAACCACUGCUGUUGCACCAACUAAACCUAUGACAGCCACUACCAGCUCUUGCAUACCACCGGCUAGUUUGCCGAUUGGACCAGCUGGUUUACCUGUUACGACACCAGUUACCACACCUGGUCAAGUGGGAAUUCCUGUCACCUAUGUUCCAGCAUCAGGCAGCAUUGCAACAACAGCAGUGAAACCAGGAACCCCUCCUUCAAAGCCAUCUCUUAGCAGGGUACCGGUGCUACCAGUAGGUUUUGAACUUUCAGCUGGCACUCCAUCCAGCGAACAGCUGCCGCCCUUUCCAGGACCUUCACUAACUCAGUCCCAGCAGCCUCUAGAAGAUCUGGAUGCUCAGUUAAGACGAACCCUCAGUCCAGAGACUGUCCCAGUGACAUCUGCUCCUGCCUGUCCUGUGCCAGCAGUGGCUUCUACAACGGUUACUGGAGUGGUGUCUGCAUCAGCACAGCCCCUGAAAGAAGUUUCAGCAUCACAGGAUGCAGAGAGCAGUGCAACAACUACCUCCACAGGAGCUGGAGUUUUUAUAAUGGGACGAUUUCAGCCUGUACCUUUUGAUACAACCUCUUCUGAUUCAUCUUUGUCUGGCAGCAGCCCAGAGAGUACUCUUGUGAAACAGACUUUGAAUGGGAUGACAUCCGUAGAUGUGACAGAUGGCGUUGUUUCACAGACAUUACCUCCUAUACAAUUGCCCUCUGAGGCUGGGCAGCCAACUAAGGUCGGGCGCUUUCAAGUGACUACAGCAACGGACCAAGUGGGUCGCUUUUCUGUGUCCAGGACUCAAGAUGAGGUUACCAGUGUGCAGAAAGAAUGCUCAAUGACUCUUCCUCUUUCUGUGGAUUCAGAACAAGUUUCUUCUCACACCAUGACUCCAAAGAAAGAGGUGCCAGAAUUGGUGGAGUCCAAGCAGUCUCCACUUAUGAAUGGGCCAUCAUCUGAUUUGGAGGCGGCCUUCCUAAGUGGAUUGGCUCAGGACCUGGAUGAUGGCUCAGGUAGCCCAGACUCUCUCCAACCACUGGGUUCAAAGAUAAGCCUCCCCAUCCAAAGCCUUAGCAACUCGUUCAAUUCUUCCUAUGUGAGCAGUGAUGAGUCAGAGAUUGAAGAUGAAGACUUGAAAUCAGAGCUACACCGGUUGCGUGAAAAGCACCUUAAAGAAAUUCAAGAGCUGCAGAGUCGCCAGAAGCAGGAGAUUGAAUUGCUGUAUACCAAACUGGGAAAGGUGCCCCCUGCAGUAAUCAUUCCCCCCGCUGCUCCUCUCUCAGGGAGGAGAAGACGACCUACUAAAGGAAAAGGCAGCAAAUCCAGCCGCAGCAGCUCCCAGGGCAAUAAGAGUCCUCAGCUGCUAGGCACCCUGUCUGCUCAAAGUGCCCCCUCAGUCUUGCCCCCCCAGCAGACCCUUCAUCCUCCUGGUAACGUCCCAGAGACUGGACAGAAUCAUCUGUUACAGCCCCUUAAACCAUCUCCUUCUAGUGAGAACCUGUACUCUGCCUUUACCAGUGAUGGUGCUAUUUCGGUACCAAGCCUUUCUGCGCCAGGCCAAGGGACCAGCAGCACCAACACAGUUGGUGGGACUGUGAACAGCCAGGCACCCCAGUCUCAGCCUCCUGCCAUAACCUCCAGCCGGAAAGGGACUUUUACAGAUGAUCUGCACAAGUUGGUAGACAACUGGGCCCGUGAUGCCAUGAACCUCUCUGGCAAAAGAGGUGGCAAGGGGCAUAGCAACUAUGAGGGCCCUGGAAUGGCAAGAAAGUUCUCAGCACCAGGCCAGCUAUGUAUUUCUAUGACAUCCUCCCUGGGUGCUACGCCUAUCUCUGCAGCAUCAGCUACCUCUCUAGGUCACUUCACAAAGGCCAUGUGCCCUCCACAGCAGUACGGUUACCCAACAGCACCCUUUGCCACUCCCUGGAGUGGUCCAGGUGGUCCAGCACAGCAACCCCUUGGUCAAUUCCAGCCUGUAGGAGCUGCCUCUUUGCAAAGUUUCAACAUCAGCAGCUUGCAGAAAUCCAUCAGCAACCCCCCAGGCUCCAAUCUGCGGACCACUUAGCCAGACUCAGAGACUAUGCUGGGUAGAACUUGGGACAGGAGAUGGGGAGGGAGUUAGGGCCCUGUAUCAACUACUAUUGCUGCACUGAACUGGCUAUUUCUGCCAGAAGGGGAAUGAGCUUCCCUAUUCCAACCAUUGCUGUCAGCUCUCAGUAAGGAGAGUUCCCCAUUUCUGAAGGGGGGAGGAGGGUGAUAAGUAAAAACACUCCUGUUCUUGUAUAAGAUGAGCAAUGAAGAUAGAAGUCAAUGUGACCUCACUGUAAAAGUACUUCAGUUUGAGUCUGAAUCCACACAUGCUGAGAUAGGAAAGUUUAGUCCUAGCAUGAGGCUGUAACACACUUCUCAUCUCCUUGAAGAAUGAAGGCCAGGAGAGAAGCUGUCCAAAUCUCCCUCCUCUCCCCCAAACAAUCAUCUUUACCUCCUGAGUGGUAGGGCACACAAAUGGACUUGCAGUGCAGCCCAUGCUUGAGAUAGGUCAUUACUGCUUUAAAUAAAAAGAUAUAUUAACAGCUUUGACUGCAGCAUUAGAGCAAUUUAAAUUGUUUAAAAAUGAAUUUAAAAAAGUUCCCUGCGGACAUGUACUUACCAUCAGUUUUGAUGUGGAAACACUGUGAUAUAUAAAUGUUGUUGGACAACAGUUUAAAAUGAGUGGAAAAUAGAGGGUUAAAAAAAGUUAAAAAGAAAAAAUGGAAAAAAAGCUAGCUAUAUCCUAUACUUAUUGGAGACACUUUAACUUUUUCCUUUGUAUUUUCAUUGUAUUAGAUAAAUGUGAAUGUAAAAUUGUAUAAAUUAAUGUACUUGAAUACUUGUCUGUUCUCCCAGUAUGCUUGCUGGAUAUUUUAGUGCCUUGGACUUUUAUUGCUUCUGCAGUUAGCAUUGCUUUCUCAGCAGGUCCCAGCUGGUCAAAGGGCAAGUUAAGGGGAAGAAUGGACUAUUUUGUACCUAGUGACUGGGAUACCAAAGGGUUAACAAUUUGGAUCUUUAUACAUACAUACAUACAUAUGUCAUACUGUAACUUUGGGUAGGUGUUGGAGGAGGGAGAGCUAUUGUAGGUUGGAAAAGUGUUUUGGGUGAUGGGGAAACCAGUCCGUGUUGACCGAUUUAAAAGUUGAUGGCACAAUGCUGGUGUAACACAGCGUGAUAGGCAGGAGAAGUGAUGGAGGGGAAAGAGGAAGCUCAAUUGAAACUAACAAACACUGCCUAGAGCCUUAGGAGGCCUGAAUCAGAACAAAGAAUGGGAAGGAAGUGCAUAUUUUGGAAAAGUUUAACUUUAAUGGUGUUUUGACUAUUAAAAACUGUGAUAUGGAAAGUGGCUAGGUGAGGGUGUGUAUGGAGGUGAAGCUAUUACCCUGAGGGGAUGGGUUAUCUGCUGGGAUUGCUUUUCUUACCUUUUUUUAUUCAUUCGUGCUAGGAGUAGACUUUCCUGGUGCGACGUCCAUUGCCGGCAAUGGAUGCACUUGAAAUAGCCGGCAUCAAGGAAUUCCCUCUGUCAAGCAUGAAGAGGACUUAUGAUUUGUUCACUCUAAAGAAUUCAAACUGGUACCAGGACCAUAACUAAGUGUGCCAUCUUUUAGUAAUUGUAUUGUACCUUCUAUUUCUCAACUCAUUUUCCCUUUUUCAUACUGAAAAAUACUGGUUCCCUGUUCAAUGUAAUACUGCAACCAACCAGUAUUAUUCUGUAGUGCUGCAACAAGCUGUGAAGGUCAAAGUACUGCUUUCUAGUACAUGGGAGUAGCUCAGUGGUGUCCUGAAAAUCUUCCCUGAAUUUUCUGAGAGCACCGCUCCCUUCUUGGGGGUCUUAUUUGUGAAUUUAUACUUUGUGGAUGUUUUGCUCUUAUCUCUAAAAACGAAUGCACAAGAUCUGUUUCUUUCCCUUCACCUGGUUUUGAUGUUUAUGGCAGCUUUGUCAGCCAGGAUAUUAUUGGUAGUAUACAAGUUGGAAAUGAAGAGUCUGUGGGUAGAUGCUAUUGGCAAGGUGGCUGGGCUCAAACAGUUGCUCAAUUUUUUUUUUUUUAAAUUCUUGGUAAGUAACACAGGCUGUGUAGAAUACCAGAAUGAGAGAAAAGGAUUCAUGUUGUAUACAUGUGGUUGGAAGAGGAGAAAAUGUCUGGGCUGGUAAAAAUGAAUCAGAAAGCCUUAGUUUUCUGGUUAAAAUUGACUGGUGAGGAGGUUCCUGAAUACACCAAGUAUGGGUAGGAAAAACAGUGCCCUAUGUAAUUAUAUAGUUUAAGCAGUAACAGGAGUGGGGCAACACUUUGUGGUAGAAGAACUGAUUGGCUGAGUGCAGCACAUGGUUGUUAAAUUACUUUGAUUUAGUAAGUUUGAGGUUGGUUUUCACUUAACGUUAUGCAAGAAGUGGUUUUAUUUACCAUUGAUUUCCCUCCUGUGGAUGAAAUAACUGAAGUCUAGAGGAAUAAACUAAUGCUACUGAACUGUUAAAUUAUUUUGUUAAUAUUACACUUUGAGUACCUUUUUUCCACAAAAUCUGUUUCUGAAUUGCAAAUAUUUUCUUUACAUUAUUUAACAAUGUACACUGUAAAAAACAAAAAACCCACACCAAUAAAAUGAAUUCAAACUUUGGGCUUCCCUGGCCAUAGUUAAUUGUAUGUUUUGCACUAAAUCCAGGCAUUGCGCUUCUUGUACGAUUGCGCUUUGUGCUGCCAUUUGUUACCUUUGUAGAAUAUUUAAUGAAAUCAUUUAAAUAAACCAAACCUGCUUUUGUUGAA